GGCCUUCCUUCUUCUUCUCCACUCCACCCCUCUGUUUUUCGUCUUCAUCUUCUUCAUUAUAAAUUAAAACAGACCUUCCUUCUCCUUCUAACUCGAUCAAAUUCAUCAAACAAUUAACAAAAUUAAUUAAAAUGUCUCUCUCGAAAACUGCAACUGCAUCUGAUGCUUCCGUUCAUUCCACUUUCGCUUCCAGAUAUGUUCGCGUCUGUCUUCCCAGGUUUAAGAUGCCAGAUAAUUCGAUACCGAAAGAAGCAGCGUAUCAAAUAAUAAACGACGAGUUGAUGUUGGAUGGAAAUCCAAGGUUGAAUUUGGCGUCAUUUGUGACGACAUGGAUGGAACCAGAGUGCGAUAAAUUGAUGAUGGAUGCCAUUAACAAAAAUUAUGUUGACAUGGAUGAGUACCCUGUUACUACUGAGCUCCAGAAUAGAUGCGUUAACAUGAUAGCCAACUUGUUUAAUGCGCCACUUGGAGAGUCGGAGGUUGCUGUUGGAGUUGGAACUGUGGGCUCCUCAGAGGCUAUCAUGCUUGCUGGUCUUGCAUUCAAAAGGAGGUGGCAAAACAGAAGGAAGGCUUUGGGCUUACCUACUGAUAAGCCCAACAUUGUUACUGGGGCCAAUGUCCAGGUUUGUUGGGAGAAAUUUGCAAGAUAUUUUGAAGUGGAGUUGAAGGAAGUUAAGUUAAGCGAUGGAUACUACGUUAUGGACCCUGAGAAGGCAGUGGAAAUGGUUGAUGAGAACACCAUCUGUGUUGCUGCUAUCCUUGGAUCCACACUCAAUGGAGAGUUUGAAGAUGUCAAGCUCUUGAACGACCUUCUCGAGGCCAAGAACAAAGAAACCGGAUGGGAUACUCCAAUUCACGUGGAUGCAGCAAGUGGUGGUUUCAUCGCGCCAUUUUUGUAUCCAGAGUUGGAAUGGGACUUUAGAUUGCCAUUGGUGAAGAGUAUCAAUGUAAGUGGUCACAAGUAUGGACUUGUGUAUGCCGGUGUUGGGUGGGUCAUCUGGAGGAGCAAAGAGGACUUGCCUGAAGAACUCAUCUUCCACAUCAACUACCUUGGUGCUGAUCAACCCACUUUCACUCUCAAUUUCUCCAAAGGAUCAAGUCAAAUUAUUGCUCAAUACUAUCAGCUGAUUCGUCUGGGAUUCGAGGGGUACAAGAACAUCAUGGAGAACUGCCAAGAGAAUGCCAUGAUCUUGAAAGACGGCAUUGAGAAGACAGGUCGCUUCAACAUCAUAUCCAAAGACAUCGGAGUUCCACUAGUUGCAUUCUCUUUGAAAGACAACAGUCUCCACAAUGAGUUUGAGAUUUCAGACAUGCUUCGUAGGUUUGGGUGGAUUGUACCAGCUUACACCAUGCCACCAGACGCGCAGCAUGUGACUGUGUUGCGUGUUGUAAUCAGAGAGGACUUCUCUCGUACACUUGCAGACCGUCUGGUUGCUGACCUUCAGAAAGUCCUCAACGAACUUGACGCCCUUCCUGCCCGUGUUAGUGCUAAGUUAAAUGUUGCAAACUCCGAGGAAGGUGGUGAUGAUCAAAUCUCUAGGAAGAAGAGUGCCCUGCAAAUGCAAAUGGAGGUUUGCAGUGUUUGGAAGAAGUUUGUUGAUGACAAGAAGCUCAAGACCAAUGGUGUUUGCUAGAUCAAACCACCAGCCGAUCCUGGUUAAUUUGUUUGCACCAAUUAUGGAGAAACUCAAUCAUGAUUUUGUCUAAGAAAAGGAUUAUCUUUUUAACUUUUUUCAUUUUUGGAGUGAGGUUUAGUUGAGUUCUUGAGUAAUUUAUUAUCAUGGAUUUCUCUUACCCCAGGGAAAUAAUUAAACAUGAUGUUAAGAUAGUUUUGUUUUCCCUUGCAUAUUACACAAUAUGAUUAUGAGGAAGAUGUCACUAAUGUAUGUAUUACGAUUAUUUAGCAUUAUAGUGCUCUGAUUGAAACAAUUUGCUACUGAGAUGAUUUAUUGGAAUUUUGUAUUAAUUGACUGUUA
This is a messenger RNA of Spinacia oleracea (spinach), 1976 nucleotides long. Its product is annotated as glutamate decarboxylase. The transcript has 7 exons. Gene Ontology annotation, molecular function: pyridoxal phosphate binding; glutamate decarboxylase activity. Gene Ontology annotation, biological process: L-glutamate catabolic process. The record is from RefSeq and is a predicted model, not a curated record. Gene Ontology annotation, cellular component: cytosol. The coding region runs from base 132 to 1634 and encodes 500 amino acids. Lineage: Eukaryota; Viridiplantae; Streptophyta; Magnoliopsida; Caryophyllales; Amaranthaceae.